This is a messenger RNA of Drosophila subpulchrella, 1010 nucleotides long. RefSeq lists its product as uncharacterized. The transcript is spliced from 2 exons. The record is from RefSeq and is a predicted model, not a curated record. The coding region runs from base 35 to 859 and encodes 274 amino acids. Lineage: Eukaryota; Metazoa; Arthropoda; Insecta; Diptera; Drosophilidae.
CAGCUCCAAUUGAAAGUAGCUCCCAGUCAUCAAAAUGCGCGCUUUUAUCGUCUUUUGUCUUUUGGCCGCCAGUUGCAGUGCUGAUAAACUAGGCUAUAACUACCAGCCGGUGGCCCAUGCCGAUGAGGGUCUGUCCUUUUUGCCUGGAUCAGGUCAGGUGAUUGGGGAACUUCCCCAGCAGCAGCUGCUCCAGCCUGUCCAGAGUGGCGAGGCUGUGCUUUCCCAGCCCAUUGAAGCCCCCCACUUGUCGCCCAUCCAGGCCCCUGUGGCUCCACAGAUUGCACCCUUGGUAGAGGAGUUCCAGAAGGAGUUCUACAGCUAUGCCGCCCCCGAAGAGCAGUACGAUGAGGGUGUCAGCAACCAGCAGAUCGCCAACUCCCUGAAGAAGAACCUCCGCGUUGUGUUCAUCCGUGCUCCCGAAAACCAGGGCUUCGAGCAGGCUGCCCUCCAGCUGGCCAAGCAAUCCGCCCAGCAGCAGACCGCCAUCUAUGUGCUGACCAAGCAAUCCGAUGUGUCCAACUUGGCAAAGCAGCUCAAUGCCCUGAAGUCCAGCUCCACCAACAAGCCCGAGGUGCACUUCGUCAAGUACAGGACUCCCGAGGAUGCGGCCAAUGCCCAGCUGGCCAUCCAGAACCAGUAUAACCAGCUGCCCGGAGUGUCCCGCAUCUCCAACGAGGGUAGUGCUCCAGUCCUGAACUUCGCCUCAUCCCCCGCUCAGCCAGCUGCUUCAAUCCCCGCCAGCUCGGCUCCAGCUGCUCCUGCUGCUCCCGCUGCUCCCAGCUCGGAGUACCUGCCCGCCAAUGUCAUCUCUAACCAGGAUUACCUGCCACCCACUCUGCGUCGCUUCCGCCUUAAGUAAAGUGUCCUCUAGUGAAAGUCCUACGGUAACGUUUCCUAGCCAAUCUCAUCGGAAAAGAAGAUCCUUUCCACUCCCAUUUCACUUGCAAAUUAACUAGCUUUUAAGUAUCCAUGUAGAGAAAUAAAAAUUUGUUUUGCUGACAAAUUCCCAA